UUUUGUAAUUCCCAACAUUUCCUCUAGUUUCCUUUCCUUUUUCCACCUCUGGCAGAAACGGGCCUCUUUCCUCUCGGUCGUGGCUGACGCUGAAACGCAGACGGAGUGAGACCUCCCCUCCCGGAGUUCCCCCCAUCUCCGAUUGGCGCCACAGGUUGCUCACCUGUGUGCAGGGCGCGCGCGAGCUCCGUGCGAGCGGGCGACGACGGCGGCGCGCGCCAGAGAGAGAGGGAGAGAGCUGCCAUUCCAACACAUUCGACCGCGGUGCGACGGAACGAAGCGCACGCGGCGACCACCUCUAAAUAUUAACCAUUAAAACUCCACCCAACAACCCCCCCCACCACGGAGCUCUAAGGUCGCGUUUCCAAACGCACCACCGAGCGCGGCAGGGCGAGACGCUCGGUCGGUAAAGUGCAGCCGUCAAACGCCACGUCGCCUAAAACAAACAAACAAAACUAAAGCCCGAACAGUUGGUUCUCUCCCUCUCUCUUCGCGCCGUCGCUGUGAGCCAUGCUGGACCCGUCCUCCAGCGAAGACACCGGCGGGGAGUCCGACCCAGAAGUUGCCCCGGAGGAGGCUCCGAGGAAACCGGCCGCCGCCUCCUCGGCGGGGAUACGGGGCGACGGCGGCGGCGGCGGCGGCAGCAGCGGCAGCAGCAGCAGCAGCAGCCGGGCGGGCGGCCGGCAGCGGCAGCCCGCCGCACCCGGAGGCGCCCCCGGCAAGGGUGCGAGAGACAGCGGGGCUGCAGGUGAAGAGGAGGAGAGGAAGGAGCGAGAGCGGAUCCAGAAGGAGGAAGAGGAGAGGAAAAUUAAACUGCAGAUUUAUGUGUUCGUCCUGCGGUGCAUAGCCUACCCGUUCAACGCCAAGCAGCCCACCGACAUGGCCCGGCGGCAGCAAAAGGUGAACAAGCAGCAGCUGCAGGCGGUGAAGGAGCGUUUUCUGGCCUUCCUCAACGGGGACACUCAGAUCGUGGCGGAUGAAGCUUUCUGCAACGCUGUGAGGAGCUACUACGAGGGCUUCCUGAAGAGCGAGCGUGUUUCCCGGAUGGUUCAGAGCGGCGGCUGCUCGGCCAACGACUUCCGCGAGGUCUUCAAGAAGAACAUCGAGCGGCGCAUUCGCAGCCUCCCGGAGAUUGACGGCUUGAGCAAAGAGACGGUGCUGAGCUCCUGGAUCGCCAAGUAUGAUGCCAUCUACAGGGGGGACGAGGACAUGCGGCGUCAGCCACAGCGAGCCCACCUGAGUGCUGUGUCGGAGCUCAUCCUCAGUAAGGAGCAACUGUACGAGAUGUUCCAGCAGAUCCUUGGCAUCCGGAAGUUCGAGCACCAGCUGCUGUACAAUGCCUGCCAGCUGGACAACGUGGAUGAGCAGGCAGCUCAGAUACGCAGAGAGCUGGACGGCAGGUUGCAACUGGCCGAGAAGAUUGCCAGGGAGAGGAGAUACCCAAAGUUCGUCUCUCCUGACAUGGAGGCGCUGUACGUGGAGGAGCUGCGUUCGUCGGUCAACCUGCUGAUGGCGAACCUGGAGAGUCUGCCGGUGUCCAAAGGAGGGCCGGACUUCAAACAGAAGCUCAAACGCUCCUCUAUGAAUAACUCCUUCCUGGACAUGGGAGACGAGGGAGACAUCCUGUCCAAGUCUGACGUGGUCUUGUCCUUCACUCUGGAGAUUGUGAUUGUGGAGGUCCAGGGUCUGAAGUCUGUCGCUCCAAACCGGAUCGUGUACUGCACCAUGGAGGUGGAGGGAGGAGAGAAGCUGCAGACGGACCAAGCUGAAGCCGCCAGACCACAGUGGGGGACUCAGGGGGACUUCACCACAACUCACCCACUGCCCUCGGUCAAGGUAAAGCUGUUCACAGAGAGCACCGGGGUCCUGGCUCUGGAGGACAAGGAGCUGGGCCGGGUGGUCCUGAACCCGACCACCAACGGACCAAAGCAGGCCGAGUUCCACCGGAUGGUCGUCCCCAAGAACAGUCAGGACACCGAGCUGAAGAUCAAGCUGGCCGUCCGCAUGGACAAACCCCCCAACAUGAAGCACAGCGGGUACCUGUACGCUCUGGGACAGAGAGUCUGGAAACGCUGGAAAAGAAGAUAUUUUGUUCUCGUUCAGGUGAGUCAGUACACGUUCGCCAUGUGCAGCUACAGAGAGAAGAAGGCCGAGCCUCAGGAGCUGAUGCAGCUGGAGGGCUACACGGUGGACUACUGCGACCCUCAGCCAGGUCUGCAGGGCGGUCGGGUGUUUUUUAACGCGGUGAAGGAGGGCGACCUGGUGAUGUUUGCCUGUGACGACGAGCAGGACCGGGUGCUGUGGGUCCAGGCCAUGUACCGGGCCACCGGACAGUCCUACAAACCGGUCCCACCGCUGCAGAACAAAACCAAAAACUGCAGAGGAGGAGUUCAGAAACCAGCGUCCCCCAUCAGCCUGGAUCCGUCUCAGCGGCAGGGGGUGGAGGAGUUGAUCUCUGCCGCUCCGAGUCGCUUCGACCACGCCGCCCUGUUCACCAUUUUACAGAAACACACUCUGCAGCACCGCAUGAACGACUCCUUCUCCUGCCUGGGUUGGUUCAGCCCCGGUCAGGUGUUCGUCCUGGAUGAGUACUGCGCCCGGUAUGGCGUUCGAGGAUGCCACCGUCACCUGAGCUACCUGAAGGGUCUGAUGGAUUAUUCAGAGAACAAUGCACUGGUCGACCCCACGCUGCUGCACUACAGCUACGCCUUCUGCGUCUCCCACGUCCACGGAAACAGGCCUGAUGGGAUGGGGACAGUGACCGUGGAGGAGAAAGAGCAGUUUGAGUCCAUCAGGAGUCGCCUCAUGGCUCUGCUGGAGAACCAGAUCACACAUUUUAGGUACUGCUUUCCCUUUGGAAGACCAGAUGGGGCCCUGAAGGCAACGCUCUCCCUGCAGGAACGGGUUUUGAUGAAGGACAUCACCACGCCCGUCCCUCCAGAGGACAUGAAGAGACUGGUGCAGAGGUGUCUGGAAAAGGCGGCACGGAUCAACUACAGCCAGCUGAUCGAAUACGCUCAGAUCAAGGCGGAUGCUCAGGCGGCUCAGGAGAAACGGCUGGAGGACAUGAUGAGACUGGGAGAGCUCUGCAUCGAAGUGCUGCAGCAGAACGACGAACAUCACUCCGAGGCUUUCUCCUGGUGGCCGGAGCUGAUGGCCGAACACGCCGAGACCUUUCUGUCUCUGUACAGAGCCGACAUGGACGCCGCCCUGCAGGUCCAGCCUGUCGACUCUUGGGACAGCUUCCCGCUGUUCCAGCUCCUCAACAACUUCCUGCGAACUGACCCUCACCUGUGCAACGGGACGUUCCACAAGCACCUGCAGGACCUGUUCGUCCCCUUGGUGGUGCGCUACAUCGACCUGAUGGAGUCGUCCAUCGCCCAGUCCAUCCACCGCGGCUUCGAGCAGGAGACCUGGCAGUCCGUCAAGUCGUUAACUAACAAUCUAGCGAGCGUUCCUCUUCCCAAAGUCCCCGGCCUUCCCCUAACGCUGCCGCAGAUGCCCAGUUUCUCAGCACCUGCCUGGAUGGGACCGCUGUGUGAGAGCACCUUGCAAGGAAUAAAUCUACCUGACAUCUUUAAUGGCUCAGCCACCUCGGAGGAUUUGUUCUGGAAGCUGGAUGCGCUGCAGAUGUUCGUGCUGGACCUGCACUGGCCGGAGCCCGAGUUCGCCAAACAUCUGGAGCAAAGGCUCAAACUGAUGGCCAGCGACAUGAUGGAGGCCUGCGUCAAGAGAACAAAAUCCGCAUUCGAUGCUAAAAUGCAGAAAGCAAGCAAGUCGACGGACUUCCGUGUGCCGCUGUCAGUCUGCACCAUGUUCAACAUGCUGAUGGACGCCAAGAAGCAGUGCUCCAAACUCUGCGUGCUGGAUACCGGUCAGGAGAUUGACAAACAAUGGCAACAGUACCACUCCAAAAUCGAUGUCCUGAUUGACGAGGCGUUCAAAGAAAUGAUUUCCUCCCUCGUCUCAAAGUUUGCCGGUGUUUUAGACGGCGUCCUCUCCAAGCUCUCGAGAUACGAUGAAGGGACAUUCUUCUCGUCAAUCCUCUCUUUCACAGUGAAAGCAGCUGCCAAAUAUGUGGAAGUCCCUAAACCAGGGAUGGACCUGGCCGACACCUACAUCACCUUCGUGCGGCAGAACCAGGACAUCCUCCGAGAUCGCGUCAACGAUGAGCUCUACAUCGAGGAGGUGUUUGAUCAAUGGUAUACCGGCUCCAUGAAGGCGGUGUGUGUUUGGUUGACUGACAGACUGGACCUUCAGCUCCACAUGUACCAGCUGAAAACACUCAUCAAGAUUGUGAAGAAGACCUACCGUGACUUCAGGCUGCAAGGCGUCCUGGACGGCACACUGAACCACAAGAGCUAUGAGACCAUCUACAACCGGCUGACAGUGGAGGAAGCCACGGCGGCCGUCAAGGCGGGCGACGGCCUGCAGGGCAUCAGCAUGAGAGACAGCGACGAGGAGGACGACUAAACACAGACACACACACACACACACACACACACACAGACUGUCGCUUAACACACCCUGUUACUACCUGAUUGUCGGCCUCUCUAACAGAUCAGGUUAGGUCAGUUAAUGAUACAGUAUGUGUCCCCUACUUCACUAAACAGUUCACAUUAAAAGUUAAAAACUGAGACUAAAGCUGAAACUACAGUCAACAAAUGUAAUUUAACAAUAAUAAUCCUGAAAUAUGUUGCUGCUGGACGAAAUGGCCGUGCUUUCUUCGCAACAACAGGGCAGGCUACUCUAAAGCAUAACCUGCUAGCGUGCCGUGUUGCGGAUGCAUUUUAUCCACUGAACUCCCCUUCAACCAGUCUCACUCAGUGAAAACUGAAGACUAUAAAACUGAAACUAAAGUUAACAAACAUUGUAAAAGAACGUUGCGAAAGGUAAACGCACCAAAACCACCGUGCUGUAUUGUUGAACGGCAGGGACUGCUCAUGCUAACGUUGGGUAGCAAGCCAACAGCUUUUAGCUCACUCACCGCGUACAUAUUUUUUUCACUCAGUCUUUGCAAAAUGUAAACUAAAAUCAAACCCAAACUACAGUCCAGUAGUAUAGUUUGAUAUUAUGUCUGGAGAAAAUAGACAGAAAUAGAUACACAGCUGCCAUUAUUGACAACAGGGCAAUUAACCGUACGCUAACCCUAGCUAGUAAGCCAUGUCGUUGAUGCAUUUUCUCCACUGAACUGUACACGCUUCAGUCAGAAGUACUCAAUAAAAAGAAGAACUGAGAUUACAACUACAGUCAGCAAAAUAACAUUAUAUGAUAAGACUGGAGAAAAUGAACAGAAAUAGAAAGCCGACUGCCAGACAAAAUAGCAAGUCAAGUUAUGCUAGCGCUAGCUAGUGAGUCUUGUUGUUAAAUCAUUUUCUACUCAAGUCUACUUAACUUACUCAAGAAUGAAAAAUUUUAACUUUAAUCAAAGUAAAUAGGAGCGAAUAAAGACAGAAGUCUAGUUGUAUUUUGAAUUGAACUUAAUCGUGAGCUAAACGAUAUCAUUACACCCCUAAUGUGAAUUUAGUGCCCCGCUAGCUAACUUUAUCUUGCUAGCUAACAGAGAACAGAAGCUAAGGGAGACAGCUGUUACCACAGAAAUACAAUUAGAUCAUGGUGAAAUAAAUGUGUGAUGAGAUAUUUUUGUCCUUUGUUACAGUUAUACUAAAAUAUAAAUAUCAUGUAGUCCAGCAGUUACAUUGCUUUCUUUAUCAACCGUGAAGGUAACUACACCGAGAAGUUCCUGCAUCGAGUUUUUUUGGGGGGGGUAACGUCAUACAAGAUUCACACAUUUUAUACAACAUAACCUCCACAAACUAAGAAUAACAUUGCCAUUGUUUUGGGGGUUUUUUUUGGUUUUUUGUCAACAAAUCUGUCAAUGGUUUUCAACUUCCAAGCCCUCUGUGAUUUAUGUUGUAGAUAAACAUUAAAAGCCUUUUUAGGCUUUUGAACGACAGAACUUACUGGAAAUACUGUGGAGAAAAACAAUAUCGAAUACCUGAUGAAGACACUUACCAAGCUUCCAUUUAUUUAGGACUAGGGGGACAAGGGGACACUCUUGAAUAAAGCUGAAUAAAGCUGCUCGUGUGCAGUAGAGGUAAAAUGUCAUUCAUCACGAACAAAGACCUGAUCUGUUGAGGAGGGACGCUCAGGUAGUGACGCACCCCCCUUUUACCCGACCUGUCACAUGCUCACCGCCCAGACACUGCUGUGCAUACAGUACGUAUGAGUCAGAAUGUACGACGAAAAGGAAGCCAAGGUGAGGCGAGACAUCUGAAAGACUCUCCGGACGGUGCUGAGACGAACCUUGUCUGCCCGCUCUCACCUGCAGGGCAGGAAGCCCCGCCCUCCUCCAUGCGCAGCCAUACUCUGAUUGAUGUCACUUUGUACAGCAGAGCUCAGCGAUUGCCGUCAGUGCAGCUCCUCCCUGUUUUGUUUCCAUCCACAGCUGUAGCUUAUUGUUCAAAACUCAAAAGGAUCCGGCAGCUCUGAAACCCCAGAGACCAAGCGACCUUGCUGCCUUGUUUGUCAUAUUCCUCACAGCAACACCACCAAAAUCCACUAAAGAGGUUUUUUUUUUCUUUUUUCUUUUCUUUUCUUUGACAGGAAGCUUGGAAUUGUAAGGUUCAGUCUAACUGGUUUUAUCAGAGCUCAGUUAUCCACUUUCACUUUCCUCACCAGUAAAUCAACAGCAUCGGUCGUUUGUUUAAACGUGUAAAACAACCUCACGUUUUCCUGACAAGCAACCCCGCGCGAUUGUGCAAAUUAUGACCGAUGUGUCUGAUAAGCAAGAACAGAAGAAGUGUGACAGUGUAAUAGCACCUCAGCGCUCAAGGUUGGGGUGGAUUGUUGGGUCAACAAAGCAUCUGACCGCUGUUGUCAUCCUUGACUGUAUGAAACAAUUGUUGACCAACAGUCCAAUGUCAGUUUUGUUUAACAAUGAUUACAAUCUUUCUCCAACCUUGAACAAGUAGCUUUAAUUGGCAAAAUUUAAUCAAACCUUAACAAUACAGGUGGCAGAUCAGAAAAAACUCGUGGGGUGUUUUUAGAAAACGAUUUUUUUGUUUUUUAGACUGAAGGACUUAGUGACCCGCAAUGUGAACAACAUACUGAUGAUUUAGUUUUUUUUUUUUUUUAGCCUUGCCUUAUCGUUGGCCUGAGGGUGCCGCCAGAGGAAAGGUUAGAUGUGUCUAAGUGAAAACGCUGACCCAAUAGCAGCGGCGGUAGAAGACAGCCAGGAGGUCAUUAGGAUUCAUCUUCGAGGGAUCGUUUGGUUUUUUGUUUUUUAAGAAAACUUACACUGGACCAACAUGUGGGACGGCCCAACUGUCCAACCAAUAUCACCAUUCUUUGUCCCACAGCCGUCCACCUCUGUUCCCCCAUGUUCCCUUACAUUCAUACUGGACUAAUCUAUGACACAAAACUCACGUCAAGUACCAAAGUUUCUUUGCUAGUCUGUCUUUUAUGUAGCGUUAGAGAAAGCAAGGUCGAGGUGAUCAACCUCACAAACCAAACAAUUGAUCUCGGCUUUUGUCAACCUUCGCCGUGAUCUUUCCUUUAAAGUAGGCAAGUGUUUUAGUUGCCUAAACUUACCCAAACCUUAACGGAUGAUUAUAGUUUUACAGUUUGGGUCUCUAUGGUUUUGUCCAUCAGUACUAUUAACAUUGUGCUCAUCAAGUUAACUUCUGAGAUGUGAGAAAAACAGUGACAUCUCCAAAAAGAAGGUCAAAGGGGUUAAGAAAGAAGAGCAGGCAAACGAUCAAACGGAUUGGAAAGAAGCUAACAGAUUAUCCAGAUUAUCUAAACCAUUGUCAGUGACCUCAAACUGACAGUUAGUGCACCUGAAAUUUCGAUAAUGAUCGAGAAAAGAGGACUGUGAACUAUGUUGGAUGUUUACAAUGGACAGUUUGAGUCUUAAUUUUACCGUUAGCCUCUGUUUUCCCUUUCAGAUAAGUUUGGCUAACCUGGAGGUUUGUUUCCAACCUGUGUAAUUGUCUGACAGCUCGUGUUUCUUUACCUGUUGGACGUUGCUGUUAAAGUAACUUGUAAAAAUGAUGCCCAAACCUACGAAAACGAGACCCAAAUUGUAAUAAACCAGAAUUAUCCUUUAACCAGACCUUAACUAGAGUGUAUUUGCCGCAGUCUUUCCUUAACCUUGAUCAUGUUGUAGUUGCCGAGCUUUGAUAUUGUCAAAAUGGAAAAACAUUAGCAUUUAACAUCAAAAACUUUGACAUUGACAGAAUCGAGGGUUUUUCAUAUUCAAUAUUACGUUUUUGUCUGGCAAUAGGGUUUAGCUGUCAGGUUAAAAAAAAACCAAAAAAAAACACUUAAUAGCUGAAUGUUUGAUGUUCAGUGUCUUAGAUCUGCAGUCGCACUCUUACAACUCCGAGCUGACGAAAUGUUGCUGUGGUUGCUGUAGCUUCCGAAUCUGAACCUUCUGUAGCUCAUAAAUGUCCCCACUGCUAAACCAGGACCGGUGGUCUCAGGUGAUGCAGAAAAGUAAAUACUGCUGCGGGUCCGGGCUCUGCGAAACAGGGACGACACGAAGAGUCGGUUUUCACCACAUGACGGUCUUAAAGGGGUGUUGGGAUUGCAUAAGAACUGGAAGUGAAAGCGGGGAAUAAUUGUUCAUAAACACAACUACAUGUUGGUGUAGUUGCAGAUCUGCUGUCAUCUCUGUUCAUUGUGAUAUUUACUGUUGUGGAGAAUUAUAUUGAGCUGUGGAGUGGUAUGGUCGUUCUGCCUGAUGUGCAUCAUAUCCAACAUCGAUCAAAGUCUUAAGGAACGCGCCAACAAACUGAAAAAAGGUCUGGACUUUUUUUAGCAGGAACGACCCGGGAGCACGUGGUUCUGUUUUUAAUCUGUUUAUUGUGUUUAAUCUGAGUAGCUGUGAGCGGACGAAGCCUCUCGUCACUGCUCUUGCUUCAUUCUCUACUGUCUGUUUGCGUGUCGUUGAGAAAAAAAAAAAGAGUUUUAUCUGUAAAUUCAGUGUAGAUCCAGUUCGUGUCAGUGCAGUUCAAAGGGCCAAAAACUAACGGACAGAAAUCUAUUUGAAGAAGUAUAUUUAUAUUGUCUUAAUGUGCACCUGUUUUGUUCAGGUGUCUAU
Molecule: messenger RNA, 9106 nt
Organism: Xiphias gladius (swordfish)
Lineage: Eukaryota; Metazoa; Chordata; Actinopteri; Istiophoriformes; Xiphiidae
Gene: cadps2
Product: Ca++-dependent secretion activator 2
Exons: 30
Coding region: 511-4473 (1320 amino acids)
Biological process (GO): positive regulation of exocytosis; synaptic vesicle exocytosis; dense core granule exocytosis
Cellular component (GO): glutamatergic synapse
Source: RefSeq, a predicted model, not a curated record